UCCCUCUGCCGAUGGGUCCUCUCUUUUCAUCUUCUCCAUUUGCCGCAAAAACCUCCCUUUCUCUCUCUUCACUACCCACAAUCCUCAUUCCCCAGUUCGCUACUUCUUGGGGGGUUUUGUAGAGGUUUUCUCCUACUCAUUUCAUUCGACUAUCCAAUUUCUUUACAAAAGAAAGAUAGCAAGAAUAGACUGAGGGACUGAAAGAAGGAGAUGGGUUCUCUGCAAGAUGUGUCAAGGAAAGGAAAUAGAGGAAAAGACGAGGGAGAAAAGGUAGAGGAAGAGCCAAUAUUGAAGCAGCAAAACCAGAGGUUUUGCAUGUUUCCCAUUAAGUAUCAGCCCCUUUGGUAGAUGUACAAGAAGGCUGAAGCCAGUUUCUGGACCGUAUGCUCGUAGUGGCAACUUCAGGGACUGGAUAUGUGCUGGGGAGUGGAAAUGCCAUUGAUUUUGCGGUUGGAUUUGUGUUGGAACAAUGAUGGUUGCUAACUCCUUGAAUCAGGUACGAUGUUUUACUCUUUACUGACUUGUUAUUUGCUAUCUUGGAACCUUUGGUUGUCAUGCUCCAGAGUAAGUUCUCAACUGCUUUCUCAACUUCUUGCUUGACCUCUGCUUAAGUAUAAUCAUAUAAAUAUAAUGCCUGUUUUCCUUACAAUAUGGAGUUACUUCAUAAAUGAAGUCUUAGGCAUCCCUCGUGAGAGAUAGCCAAGCAUGAACCAUAAGCAUAUAAGCUUCCUGUGACAAUCGAACACUGAUCUAACUUCUGGAGUUUCAAAUGACAGAUUCACAAUGACUGGAGCACUGACUUUCAAGAGUGAUGGUUAUAGUUUAGGGGUUAUCCUUUUGGAGCUCUUAACUAGACGUAAAUCUGUUGAUCAUACACUCCCACAUGGACAGUAGAGUCUUGUGACAUGGGUAUUCUAGCAAAAUUUUCCUUGGCAAUUUUUCACUAGUCUAUAUUUGCAACGUUCAUGCUGGCUGAUCCUUGCAUGGUUGACUGUUAGGCAGCUCCACAACUUAGUGAAGAUAAAGUGAAGCAGUGUGUUGAUGCUAGACUACUUGGAGAUUACCCUUCAAAGGCACUUGCAAAGUUUGCUACUGCGGCCACAUUUUGCCUGCAAUACGAAGCUCAUUUUCGGGAGCAUUGUAGUCAAAGCUCUCCAGCCUUUUUUGCACACUAGGCCCACUGUCCAGGGUAAAAUGCAACAUCCAUAAAUUCCACAGUGACUUGCCUUCCGGUCUUUGCUAAAUCUGACGUUAUGAUUUGUUCUGUAAAUUGAUGCUUUUGGAUUUCCAUUGUUUUAAACCUUGGAGAUUUUAUUUGUCUUGUCGUUGUAGUUCUAGUUUGACUCGAAUGAUUUGAGGCGUGAUAUUUGAAUGAUUUGAGGCAUGUUGUUACCGAUUUUUAUUUUUAUUCUCAUAUUUAUAAAAUUUAAAUGUGGCA
Messenger RNA from Rubroshorea leprosula, 1438 nucleotides. NCBI's taxonomy places the organism in Eukaryota, Viridiplantae, Streptophyta, Magnoliopsida, Malvales, Dipterocarpaceae. The record is from the annotation of a GenBank genome assembly.